AUGGUUGCUGUUUUACCUUUUUUUUUUUUCCUACCUACUUCUUCAUUCUUAGUCUGUCUGUCUCUCUGUAUCUCUCCCUCUCUCUCACACACACACACACACAGUUUACUUUUCUCUUUUCCUCUCUUUCUUUCUCCCUGUCUUUGGUUUCUUCUUUUCUUACUGUCACUCUGCCACCUUUGCUACACUAUCUUUUCCAUUUAUUUCUCUUUUCUCACUCCAUUUACAGCUAUAUUUUUUUUUUUGACUUUUUUUUUUUUUUUUUUUUUUUUGUUUUUUCAUUCGAUUAUUUUAUUUCUUUCUGUAAAUUUUUUUUCAUCUAAUUUAUUCUCCUCCUUUUCUCUUCUUUUCAUUCUACUCCUGGUAUGCAUUCUCAUUCUUUCUUCUUUCUUUUUCCUCUUACUCAUUCCAUCCUUCUUUUCUCCCUUAAUUUUCAUUCUAUUCUUCUACCUUCUGUUCCUCUUUCACCUCCUCCUCUUCAUUCAUGCUAACCAAUUUUCCUCCUGUGCCUUUUUUCCUUAUUCUCUUUCCUUAAAUUUUCCUCCUCUUAUUCAUUUUCAUCUUUUCUCUUUUCUUUUCCCUUUUUGUACUCCCUUUUAUCUUUGUUGUACCUCACUUUUGCCUUUUUCUUUGUUGUACCUCACUUUUGCCUUUUUCUUUGUGAUACUGCACUUUUGCCUUUUUCUUUGUGGUACUGCACUUUUGCCUUUUUCUUUGUGGUACUGCACUUUUGCCUUUUUCUUUGUGGUACUGCACCUUUGCCUUUUUCUUUCUUGUACCCCACCAUUUACCUUUUUCUUUCUUGUACUCUUAUUUUUUAUUUCUUGUACUCCCUUUAAUUUUUUUUUAUUUCUCAUACUCUCUUUUCAUACUCCUUUUUCUUUUUUCCUUCUCUUCAUCUUAUCCAUUUAUAUUCAUUCUUCUGCCUCUUUAAUUUUAUUCCUAUUUUCCCCUCUUAUUUCUUUUAAUCUUGUUAUCUUUUUCCUCAUCUUUCUAACUCAAAAUGUUCCUUUUUCCUUUUUUGCCUUUUCUCUCUCUCUCCUUCAAUAA
This is a messenger RNA of Acanthosepion pharaonis, 1050 nucleotides long. The record is from the annotation of a GenBank genome assembly. NCBI's taxonomy places the organism in Eukaryota, Metazoa, Mollusca, Cephalopoda, Sepiida, Sepiidae.